This is a messenger RNA of Fraxinus pennsylvanica, 1443 nucleotides long. Lineage: Eukaryota; Viridiplantae; Streptophyta; Magnoliopsida; Lamiales; Oleaceae. The record is from the annotation of a GenBank genome assembly.
AUGGAUAAUCCGAAGAGAGUAGCAGGCGGAGCUGCCAACAGAGGAUUGGAAGAGAACACCAUGGCCAUCCUUGAUACAGCCGGCUUCAAUAGUUCCAAAAUCUCUCACCAUCUCAAUGACGACCGGCUUGCUUUUCUGGAAGCUGUUCGUUGUGCUUCUCUUCUUUCCUGUAAUGGAACUGCACCUACCAGCAUAAUGUUUGAAGCAGUUUUCCAAAUUCUUAAGGAUGAGGAUUCACUGGCUUUAAUAAUGGAAAGCUAUCAACUUCUUGUGGAUUUGACUAAGCGCUUUCCUCGAGUGUACUUAUCCAAAACGGAAAAAUCAGAAUCUUCAUCUUCAAAUGUUAAGUCGGAAUUAGUUGUGGUUCAAGAGGCUUGGUGUCCGUUUUCUUUUGGGUUGGACAAUUACAAUGAGAAGGCAGUAGCCAAUAAACAGUUGGGAGGAUCAGUUGACUCCUUGAGUUUCCACGCUCUUCUACAAGAAGUCGUGAAGGCGUCGAAGGAGAGGAAAUCUGAAGUUGUAGAAAUAAAGUUUCUGAGGAACAUGUUGCUGCUGCAAUAUUUGAUUAUUAUUUUUGAGGGCGACUUUUUACCUCGUAAUUCUGCAUAUCAAGAAAAUAUGAACUGGACUCUUUUGAGGGAAUCACUGCUUAAUAUGCUUUUGGGUUCAAGAAAAAUAAUCUACAAAGGCUUCAUACAGGACUGCUUGUGUAUCAUGUGUGACCUCUCUUUUGAUCAGACUGAAUUGUCUUCUGAAGUGAGCCACGACAGUAGACAUUCAGGGGAUCUAUCAGAAGAAACUGAUACUGCUUUGGUAUUAGCAUUACCCGAACUUGAAAAAUCUACAUGCACUGUUCUGAAAAAACUUGUGUUAAUGAUCAUGGAGUUAGAUUUAUCACGGAGCAUGGCAGACCUGCAGGGUCUUACCACCAGGGCUGAUGGUGUAAGGACCCCGGUGGUGGACAUUAUUUUAGAGGAACUCAUUUACAACAGCGAUAUCCUUUUGUCCUUUUUACAGGUAUUUGAUGAACCAAAAUGGAAGCUAAAAGUUAUAGAAGAAUAUUUCCAGAAAUACAUUCCUAAGUCGUCCGUUCGAACUAGGAGAUCAAACGGGCAAGUCAAGGAUCUAACUUUUGAUGGAGUUUUGAAGUGUUUUUCAAACAGCAACAGCACAAAAAGUAUCAUUAAAAAACUAAGCAUAGAGGUUGCUCAAUUGCUUUUGGCCCAUGCCUUCCAGGCAUAUUUGUCACUAUCAUUACAGCAUCUGCCUGAAGGCGGCUCUGAGUUGAAGGAAGAUGUCAAAGGCAGCUCUCUUGCGGAAGUGUGCAAGAAUGUAAUAUCGGCUUUUACUAGUCUCAGAAGAGAAGACAAGGACACCGAGAUUUUGCCCUUUGGCAAAGAAGCACUGUUUACAGCUGCAACCAUCCUUUUGACAGAGUCAUAG